This is a messenger RNA of Striga hermonthica, 1554 nucleotides long. The record is from the annotation of a GenBank genome assembly. NCBI's taxonomy places the organism in Eukaryota, Viridiplantae, Streptophyta, Magnoliopsida, Lamiales, Orobanchaceae.
AUGAGCUCUCUUCCGAUUUCUUUGCAGAGCUCAUCUUUUGUUGGAGCCGUUCAAAACAAUGGCAAAAACAGUUGCAGCCCUUUUGUCCGAAUUCAAUCCCCACUUCCAAAUCUCCUCGGUUUUACGAAACCCACAUUUUCUUGCAUAAUAAAUGACCCCAAAAAUUUGCUCUCUCACAAUAGAAGCAGAUUUUGCGGAAUAAAGUCGGUGAAGCAAGAAAGGGAAGCUCAAAUUUCUCAAGUAAAAGAUGAUAUCGGCGAUGGCAGCGGCAGCCCAUCAACCAGUUUCCUGUCUUUUCUUUGCCCCUUGCUUAAAUUCUUCUCUGCAGGGGAUCCUUCUGGAGAACGAAAUUAUCUACUGGAGGAGGCUACAUCUUCAUUAUCUACUUUAGCAAGGCUCCCAUGGGGCUCCAGUUCACUACCCGACAUAUUAAACGACAAACAGAAAGUGGAUCCGCCAUUGCCGUUGCAGCUCUUUGAGUUCGAGGCAUGCCCUUUUUGCAGGAGGGUCCGGGAGGCCUUGACCGAGCUUGAUUUAUCUGUCGAGAUCUUUCCAUGUCCAAAAGGGUCAAUAAGACACAGGGAAAUGGUUAGAAGACUUGGUGGAAGGGAACAGUUCCCAUUUCUUGUAGACCCCAAUACUGGAACUUCAAUGUAUGAAAGCAGUGACAUUGUUAAAUAUUUAUUUCAGCGAUACGGUGGAAAAAGUAGUCCUUCAUUUGGCAUAUUGGAGAGCACGUUGGUGACAGGGUGGGUCCCCACCCUUCUUCGAGCCGGCAGAGGGAUGACACUAUGGAAAAACGCCAUCAAAGAAUCACCUCCUCUUAAGCUGGAACUUUUCUCUUACGAAAAUAACGCGUGUGCCAGAAUUGUUCGUGAAGCACUUUGUGAAUUGGAACUGCCUUAUAUACUUCAGAAUGUGGGUCAAGGAUCUAGACGUGCUAAGUUACUUCAUGAGAUCUCGGGAUCAAAACAGGUGCCUUACCUUGUUGAUCACAACUCUGGCGUGAAAAUUGGGGAAUACAAGAAGAUCCUCUCAUAUUUGUUCCAAACAUACUCAGCUUUACUCUGCUUAGUAGCACUAGCCUUCAUCACCAAAAUCUUCCCCAACCCGCGCCGCGGGCCGAAACCCAUACUUCCCCAGGGCCCAAAGCCAUGGCCUGUGAUCGGCAACCUAAACCUGAUCGGCCACAUUCCCCACCAAUCCCUCCACUCCCUAUCCAAAAAAUACGGCGAAAUAGUGCUUCUAAAAUUCGGAAAUUUUCCCAUAAUUGUUGCCUCAUCCCCUGAGAUAGCCAAGCAGUUCCUAAAGGCCCACGAUGCAGUUUUUGCCUCCCGACCUCCACUCUCAGCCGGAAAACUCGCGACGCGGUUUUUGCCUCCCGGCCCCGCGCUGUCCGCCGGCAAGUACAUAUCCUUCAACUACUCUGACAUGGGCUCUGCCCCAUACGGCCCGGAAUGGCGGCAGUCCCGCAAAAUCUUCUCUUCGGAGAUUUUCAACGCCAAGAGUCUCGAAUCAACCGAGAAGAUCCGGGUCAAGGAAAGCAUAAUCUAA